AUGAGUCCCCCCUCAGUAUACGGUCCCACGAGCGCGGCGCUCCCGAGCUCCAGCUUGGACGCGAAUCCCAUCAUUGACGCUGCUACCGUGCAGGAUUUGGACAAUGACGAUUCAACUCUCAAGACUGUGGACGAGCUGGUCCGCCGGCGCGCCCGGUCGAAACCUGACCAAGUCAUUGUGUCUUACCCUUCUUCGGGUAUCACAUAUGUCGACUACACGAUGAGGCAGCUCGACGUUUUUGCCUACCGUGUUGCAAAGUUCUAUGAGCAGCGCAUCCCUAGCCGUCCCAACUCAGAUGAGAAGCCCACGACAGUGGCUGUUCUUGGCCCCUCCAACUUUGACUACCUCGUCACCAUGCUGGCCUUGACCAAGCUUGGACACACGACGCUCUUCUUGUCAACAAGAAUCUCACAGGAGGCCAUCGAGUCUCUCAUCAGCGUUACAGGUGCCAAGUUCCUGUUGGCUGACAAGAGGUACCUCGAGACGGCCGAGGGAGCCAAGCAGACUCUGCCUCAUCUUGAUGUCUUUGAGAUUGCCGGCCAGUCAACGUUUGACUUCCCCAUCGAAGUCCAUGCUGAUACCCGUCUGGAUUAUGGUCGUGAUCUCUCAGUUGAGACCAACAACCUGAUCUACAUCAUUCACUCUAGUGGCUCGACUGGCUUGCCCAAGCCCAUUUACCAGACUCAAAAGUCGGCCAUCCACAACUACUCCAGCAGCAUGAACAUGAAGGCCUUCAUCACACUACCCCUGUACCACAACCACGGUAUCUGCAAUCUGUACCGCGCCAUCUACUGCGGAAAGCCCAUCCACCUGUACAACGCGGAUCUCCCGUUGACCAGAGAGCACCUCACAAGCAUCAUGCGCAAGCACAACUUUGAAAUCUUCUACGGCGUGCCCUACGCGCUCAAGCUCCUCGCAGAGACAGACGAGGGCAUGGACCUGCUCCGCCAGCUUAAGAUCGUCAUGUACGGCGGCUCCGCUUGCCCCGACGACCUCGGCGACACCCUCGUCAACAACGGCGUCAACCUCGUCGGCCACUACGGCGCAACUGAGGUCGGUCAGCUCAUGACGUCUUUCCGCCCUCCCAACGACAAGGUCUGGAACUAUGUUCGCGAGCAUGAGAAGCUCGCGCCGUACCUCAAGUGGAUUCCUCGCGGUCCGAACCUGUUUGAGUGCUGCGUCCUGCCCGGCUGGCCUGCCAAGGUAGCCACGAAUCAGGAGGAUGGAUCGUACUGCACAAAGGAUCUGUUUGAGCCUCACCCGACGAUCCCCAAGGCGUGGAAGUACAUUGCCAGACUUGACGACACCAUUGCACUCGUCAACGGCGAGAAGUUCAACCCCGUCCACAUGGAGGGCACGAUCCGCUCCAACAAGAACAUCACAGAGUGCGUCAUCUUCGGCGUCGGUCGCCCAUCUCUUGGUGCCCUCGUCGUUCCAGCUGCGGCGCUGGCUGGCAAGAGCAAUGAUGAGAUUCUUGAGAUUGUUUGGCCCGUAGUCGAGAGCGCGAGCAAGUCCGUUGAGGCCUAUGCCCGUGUCUCCAAGAACAUGAUCAAGCUUCUCCCUUACGACUGCGAGUAUCCCAGAACCGACAAGGGCAGCGUCAUUCGCCAGGCCUUCUACAAGCGGUACGCUAAGGAUAUUGACGAGGUCUACGACAAUGCAGACGCGGCCAGCGGCGACUUGAAGAAGUUUAGCGUUCCUGAGUUGCAAGAUUUCAUCCGCCAGGGCCUCGUCCAGACUCUUUCAAAGAAGGUCCAGCUGGAUGACGAUACCGACUUCUUCUCACUUGGUCUCGACUCCCUGCAGGCUAUCCAAAUGCGUUCCGAUAUCCUGAGGACGGUUGACAUUGGCGACAACAAGCUUGGCCAGACUGUUGUGUUUGAUCAUCCGUCGAUCAACAAGUUGAGCGCUUACCUUUACAGUCUCGGUACUGGAGAGGGCGUUCAGGCCGAUGUUCCCAUCGAAAGCGAGAUGCAAGAGCUUAUUGACAAGUACGGCAACUUUGGUCCCAUCGAGUCGGCUCCUAGAUCCUCAGUCGCCGUCACCGGCGCUACUGGUUCUCUCGGAGCGCAUAUUGUCACCAAGCUUGCCGCAGACCCGACCAUCAAGACCAUCUACUGCUUCACCCGUGCAAGCUCUGACGCCGACGCAGUCCGCCGCGUCAACAGGUCCCUCAUCCAACGCAGGCUCUACCACGCGCUGCCCGCCUCCUCCCGCAGAAAGCUCGUCGCACUGUCCACUGACCUCGCCGAUGCCAAGCUCGGUCUCUCCGACGAACUAUACCGCCAGGUCAAGCAGGAUCUCCGCCUCGUCAUCCACGCCGCCUGGUCAGUCAACUUCAACAUGCGCCUCUCAAGUUUCGCAAAGGGCAACAUUGCUGGCGUCAACCACCUGAUCGCCCUGUGCAAGGCCGCCGGCGACGUCGAGACCGGAGCAUCUUCUCCUGCCUCGUUCAACUUCUGCUCUUCCGUUAGCACCGUCGCGCGCGCGACGACGACCCCCGUCCCCGAAUCCGUCCCCGAUCUCGAAUGGGCUCAGGGUAUGGGAUACGCCCAGUCCAAGGUCGUCGCCGAGCACCUCUGCGCCAAGGCAACCAAGGCCGGAAUCAAGUCCCGCGUCCUGCGCAUCGGCCAGAUCGUCGCAGACACCCAACACGGCGUCUGGAACGCAACGGAAGCCAUUCCCCUCAUGCUCCAAACGGCAAUCACCGUCGGCGCCCUCCCCAAACUCCAAGAGACACCCUCCUGGCUGCCUGUAGACACCGUCGCGCAAGGCGUCAUCGACAUCUCCCUCUCUGACGCAGACGGCGUCUUCACUAACGUCGCGAACCCCAAGAUGUUCAGCUGGACCAACGAUCUCCUCCCUGCCCUCAAGGCCGCUGGCCUCGAGUUCGAAGAGGUCGAGCCCAAGGAGUGGAUUCGUCGCCUGCGCGCCUCGAACCCGGACCCCGCCGCCAACCCGCCCAUCAAGCUCGUCGACUUCUUCGCGUCAAAGUACGACAAGGACGAGUUCUCGCCGUCCAAGACGUACGUCACCGACAACGCCUGCUCUCUCUCACCCGCGCUCGCUCAGGCGCCCGUGUUGGAUCAGAAGCUUGUCAACAACUUUGUCCGAUACUUCAAGGCCAACCACUGGGUCAAGAAGAACGAGGGCUCAGCCAAGACGGUCGUUAUGGUUGCGGGCCCUUGCGGCAGCGGAAAGUCUACCCUGGCUACCUCUCUGGCCUCCUCGCUCAAGGCACCCUUCAUCGAGGGCGACUCUCUGCAUUCCAAGGCAUCGAUCGAGAAGAUGGGUAGCAAUGUCGCCUUGACUGACGAGGAUCGGUCUCUAUGGCUUAGCCGCAUUGGCAAGAGGGCGUCUGAAGCCCUCGGAGAUCUGGGCUACGACUCUGUCGUUGUCAGCUGCUCGGCUCUGAGGAAGUCGUACCGCGAUACCCUGCGAAGCGUCUUUGCAGAGCAGGAGGGCGUCGAGGUUGUCUUCCUGGACCUCCAGGCCAGUCCUGAGACGCUUGUGCAAAGGAUGAAUCAGCGCAAGGGUCACUACAUGCUGGCGAGCAUGGUAGAGGGACAGGUUGAGGUGUAUGAGGCUGCGGGUGUCGCGGAGUUGGAUGUCCUCCCCAUCGAGGCUGAGGGCACGCCGGAAGAAGUGUUUGAAGAGGCCAAGUGGUUGCUUGAACAGAUUGGACUGAACUGA
This is a messenger RNA of Colletotrichum tamarilloi, 3693 nucleotides long. RefSeq names its product male sterility protein. Gene Ontology annotation, molecular function: phosphopantetheine binding; kinase activity. The coding region runs from base 1 to 3693 and encodes 1230 amino acids. The transcript has 3 exons. Gene Ontology annotation, biological process: carbohydrate metabolic process. NCBI's taxonomy places the organism in Eukaryota, Fungi, Ascomycota, Sordariomycetes, Glomerellales, Glomerellaceae. The record is from RefSeq and is a predicted model, not a curated record.